This is a messenger RNA of Conger conger (European conger), 5157 nucleotides long. Its product is annotated as bMERB domain-containing protein 1-like. Lineage: Eukaryota; Metazoa; Chordata; Actinopteri; Anguilliformes; Congridae. The coding region runs from base 164 to 742 and encodes 192 amino acids. The transcript is spliced from 6 exons. The record is from RefSeq and is a predicted model, not a curated record.
CGUUGUAGCCGACGCGGCUAGUCGUCUACUCACCGCUUCAAACAAUGGAUUGUAAGAUAACCGACUGGUUUCUCCGUACGCGCUAGAAACAUUCAAGCUUUUCCAUUUGUACUGUUUUAUAAUACCUCAAGCAUUAACAGCUGUUCGCACAAACUGAGAAGAAAUGGAUAAGGAACAAACCUCCGUGCAUUAUGGAUCUCUGGAAUGCACAACAUGGAACGCAGAGACCGCAAAAGCAGCAGAAGAAGAUGUUGUCUCAAUGGCAGACUCUACCAUCACAAUAGACGACAUCGAAGGCGAGCUUUUCAAAAUUGAGAGGAUACGGGACAUCCUGGUCAGGAGGGAGUCGGAGCUGAGAUACAUGAUGGAUGACAUUCAACUUUGUAAAGAAAUAACACGACUCAAAAAGGAGCUGCAGAAACUAGUGUCUAUUCCAGAUAAAGACAAGUCAAAAGAUGACAAGCAGAAGGAGGAGGAGCUACUCCAGCAGAUCCACAAGCUGGUGGAGACCAGAGACUUCCUGGUGGACGACGUGGAGUUUGAAAGACUGAGGGAGAAGGAGGAGGAUAAGGAAAUGGCAGACUUCUUGCAGACCAAGUUCCCUAAAAACUUGAAGCAAAAAAAUCCUGUUCAGGGCAGGAAGGUCACCUCCAGAGCCCAGCAGACCUCCUCCCCUUUCGUCGCCAAGACCGGGCUUACCCUCCUGAAGGAGUGCUGCGGGUUCACCUGCUCCAUCAUGUAGGACGCCAGCACGGAAACACAGAUGGAAGAGAGAUAGCAUUGGGGUGGUGGAGUGGUGUGAUUUCAGGUUAAAGGUGAUGGUUUUCUUGGAGCCGUGGGAAGGAUAGCAGCAUAUGCGUUGACCGUAGGGGGACUCACAGAAUGGUCAGAAUGUUACAUUUUCUGUGGGAUUCCAUGUCCAUAUUUCGGGGAAUGCCUUCCGUCCUGUGAAUUUUUCUGCUGGCCUCCAUUUUCAGCGCUGUUGGCUCGCUGAGAGUUACAGCGCUCCAUUUCCCAUGAGGCAACGCUGGUCAUUACAUCAUCACAUUAUCGGUUAUCCUCAUUCAUCUUGGUUAGAGCCUGCUAAUGAACGAGCCGGCAUGUGUUCACAUUACCCCUAGCGCUGGGACAGCCACUGUGGCGCACUGGUCAGGCCAUGGCUUUGUCGUCUGCACCUCGCCUCCUAAGAGCAGCUGACGGACACAGUGUGACAGCUGUGUCUGAUGUUGAUUCCUGACGGCAUUAUAUCAAGUGAAAAGUGUUUUGCAAAGCAGGCUUGUGUUCUUGUGUCACAUUGUGUUAGUGUGAAGUAGGAACUGGACUGUCUCAAGUGUUUGUCGGGCCUGGGUGUGGGUUUAUGAUUUCACAGUUUCAUUAUGUGAAUUUAGAUUUGCUUACCUUUAUAAAAAGCUGUAAACUGAGAAGCUAAUAUUGUCUAGAUGUAGCUAAUAUAGGGUGCUCUUUCUGUCUUUAUGGGCUAUUGUCGUAUCACACCCCCAUUAGGUUAGCAAAUUAUUGCAAAUUACUUUUACAUGUUGAAUAAUUCAGGUUUGUUAAAAUAGUGAUAUACUGUAGAUUUGUACUCCAUAUGUUCUGGUAAAAUCACCAAAAGCGCCAAAGCAACAAAAGCAUUCACAAAAAAGUAAAAUAACAUAACAUAAGACAUGAAGUUAACCGUGUAAAUGCUGAGGUUUUCUAUACUUGGAGCUGUGGGAUUAGGCUAUUAUGGGCACUACACAAUUCAUUUUAUUUUACCACAGUUGACAUGUGACUGCAGUAAUUUUGACACCAUUUUGCCCAUCUUCUUUGUGGAAUCAAAUAUUUUUUUCCAUUGAAUGGCCAGAUUCCAUAUGCAGUUCUUCUCAUUCUGUAGCUGUGUUGCUUUCUGAAAACGGUAUUAGAGGAUUUCAUCAGACAGGAAUGGGAACAGUACUUUUUUAACAAAGAAUGUAAUUUAUUUCUUCACUUGAGACGACUUUAGUCUUGUUUCAUCAAGGAACGAAACGGGGCAGCAGCAAAUCAAAGUGAAUAGGGUACAUCCCACAAUCAUGAAAUGAAAAGAACUGAAAAAGCACAUAUUUUCUCGUGACGGGAGCAGAUUCAGAAUGUGAUUUUGAAGAGCAAGAUGUGUGCAAGACGCACAGUUACAUGUGAUGCUUUCCUUUAGGCCUGUUUUAUGCAGUUCAUAUUUGACGAAGGUAAAGGUUGUGAUUGUACUGUCUAUCGAUUGGUCGUGCGGUUACUUAAUAUUGGCUGCGUUCGAAACCGCAUACUGGCAUAAUACUCCAUUUCGGGCUGAUUUUCAUUGAAGUGCAGUACGAUUAGUAUACUUCGUAUGAGGUUUUGAACACUGCCGUACUGUUUGUAUCACUGUUCGAUGCUUGCACAUUUGUGUUAUAUUCUUACCAGUUCUGAAUAAUGGUAACAAAGCACAAUGUGAAGCUUUAAAUAAUACUUCAUGGACAAACUAAAUUAUGUUUUCAAAGGCAGACCUGUCACAUCUUUAUAUAACCUUCUCCAAUUACUUAGACAUACUGCCCUCUGCAAAUAGAAAAUCUCUACCUGUUAGAUGCAGUGCCGACCAUGUAUUUACUGUCAGCUGUGGUUCUGUGCUGUCUAAUAAAAAUGGGCUGUGUGUUUUAUUACCCGUUUGAAUGGAUUAAUGUGAGUAAUGGGAGCUCCGUGCUCGGAGAUCAGUCCGGACCGCCGCACACUAAAAAGAGUGAUGCAUGAUGACAGGACGUAACGCAUAAUGACAAAAUGUAAACGUCAGACAAUAAAGAAAUGAGAUAAAAAGUGGGAUACGCACCUCAGCAGCGUAUCCCACGAGUCCAUGCGAGUUAUUUAAUGAACUGCAGCAACAAUCAGAGUGUAUUUAUAGACUUCAAGCAAAUGCGAGGUUCAUAAAAUUGCCGUUUGUUGAUACUAACUGAUUUCUACAGUGCAUGGCAGUUAUCAAAACAUUAUAUGCAGUCUUUGUUUCUUAUGAUUGUGAAUGAUUAAUUUAGUUAUCGCACACACACCAAUCCCUACGCGUCAGUCUGUCCGGUUAGAUUCCAGUUCUAGUUGCUUUAUGAUUUUUGCCUCAUAUAUGUGCAAUUUCAUUCAGUAGGUCUUCUCAUGGACCAAUCCAUAUGAUAUUAAUUUGGACAGACUUAAAUCUAUCUUUAUUUUUAUACACCAUGGAGACCAAUGAAUCUGAUGGAAACCCACCCAACUGCUGGCCAGGCCUCCCAGGUCUCCUGUUGUUUCCCAGGCUCUGGUGAACAGCCCCCGUCCAUUCAACUGGGUCUCAGCACCCUCAAGGGGCUUUCACUGAAAAGACUGGUCUCUAUGGCAACAGGGGAAUAUGCACUCUAUACGCGUGUCAGGAGAUCCAUGCAAGGUCCUGUUGAAUCUGUUCAAUCUAUCACUGAGACCCCCUAUGUAAGUGAGGUGGCUUCCUGUCUGCAGCUGUGGCCCCAGAGUGUGAGGGCCAGACUCGCCCAGCGUACUGUAGCACACUAAAGUCUGUUCAUUGAAAACUGUGAAUGAUGGUUGCUAACUGUGAAGCGUUCUGUGGACCACAUCCAACACGUAUGAACAUAAAGCCCUAUCUUGUCAAUCAACAAUUUCACUCUCAUUCAAAGUAUUGCUCCAGCUCCUGGAAUAAGUACAGCUUCUCUUUGUCUUGUUACACUCAUCUUAGUCCAUUGCUGUUUUUCUUCAUCGUAUUUUUAGCUGAAACCGCUGGUUUGGCAGCAAGCGUCCUUAUGUUAGAUUGAUCCCUGCUUCUAUCUUGUGAAAGUCACUCAUUUAACGCCAGUGGGAACGCCUCAAUAUUCGCAUAGUCAGCACAGACAGAAAGAAUAGACAGAGCUGUAUUGUGUCUUUCCUUUUCUAUCCGUGUCAGUGACCUUUAUCAUCUUACUCUGUUCUUUAUGUCCAGUAUUGCCAUGUGUAAUUUACACAGGCCUACAGUUUGUUGAACUCAAUGUUAAGGGUUGCAAGAAAAGGAUCUUUCAGGCAAUUUCACGUUCAAGAAUGCCCUUUACUGUAUUCCAUUCAUUCAACGCUUUUCCCCGUUCACCGCUGACACUGCUCUUGGUUUCGCAAAUAGUAAUUACUGUAUUCACUAUGAAUGGAUGGUGUGGUUAGUCUUCAUUGUUUGAGUCCUUUCAGAAAUAAACCAGCUGACAUUUUACGAGAAAACAGGGACUGCCAUCGAGAUUACAGAACACAAGAGGGAAUAAACCAAUUCAAUAGAGAGGCUGAGUAAUUAUGUGAACUGCAAAAGCUCAACACUUAAAAGGGAAAAACUGCUUCCUGUGUACACGUGCUAGCCUGAGAGGGCUUUCUCUGUUGAUGUCAUACCCCUUUCCUAUUCCUCUGUAGUGGGGUGUUGAGUGCUUUGUCUGUGCAUUUGUGCAUUCUGAAUCUGCCCGUGCUGAACCGCGAGAUGGUCGGCGAUUGGGUAACGGUCUCACCCCUCAGGUCAGAUUUUAAGUGCCACGAGAUUAAGUUACUUGCUGCUGGUCUUCUUUCAAUUCAUGCCCGGCCUUCUGACUCUGAGCCACACUGAGGCAUGGCAUAUUAACAGCUCUGUGCUGUCACACGCUCUGGAGGACAGCUUUUCAGCUUCUUCAUCUGUAAACCCAAAAUAUUACCAUGUGACAUUGUACUUUUGCCUUUAAGAGGAUGCACUGUAUGUGGAUGUAGACAUGUUGUUUUUAUUGUUUCACCCUCCUGAAAAAUUAAGGUUUUGAAACAGCUGGUACCUGGUUGACCAGUUAGACCACCUCUAUUCUCAAUAUGGUUUGACAAGGUCUAGCUAUGUUUUGAAACAGCAGGUAGCAGGUAUUUCAAGCUGGUGAUAGCUGGAUUUUACAACAGGACAUGAAGGCAUGGACAUUGUUUUCAUUGUUUCAUGUGGAUGUGGUCAUGUUGUCUUUUCAACUUAAAUUCUCACCAAGAGAGCAGACUGCUAAAAUGCUAAUGUAUUUUUGUAUUGAAAGGAGAUGUGCUGCAACUAUUGUUUGAAUAUUUUGGUGUGCUGUUUUGCAUUGUAAGUGCUUCUUUUUCCAGAAUGUAAACAAGUGAAUGAAGAUGAACAUUGUGGGUAAAUACUUAAGCACUAUUGUUUCAGAUUGCAUGCCUAUUAAACUAAUGGUGUACUGA